Molecule: messenger RNA, 1626 nt
Organism: Fulvia fulva
Lineage: Eukaryota; Fungi; Ascomycota; Dothideomycetes; Mycosphaerellales; Mycosphaerellaceae
Product: Cytochrome P450 61
Exons: 3
Coding region: 1-1626 (541 amino acids)
Biological process (GO): sterol metabolic process
Molecular function (GO): monooxygenase activity; oxidoreductase activity, acting on paired donors, with incorporation or reduction of molecular oxygen; heme binding
Source: RefSeq, a predicted model, not a curated record
AUGGCCUCCAUAAUGGAAGCUGGCAAUGCCACUUCCACCUCACUACCGGGUGCCAUCCACGCGACAAUCGAAUCUGUGCAGACGGGCUUUCUCAGCAAGGCAUUCGAGAAUGGAUCACCUGUUAGCUGGUUCAGCGUCUUCCUCACCCUUUUCGCUGCGGCCGUUGUAUACGAUCAAUUAUCAUACAGAUCCAGCAAGGGACCACUUGUCGGCGACUUCUGGAAGAUCCCCUUCGUUGGCCCUUUCCUCGAAAGCGUCAACCCCAGAUUCGAAGCCUACCACCGAAAAUGGCUGUCUGGUCCCCUCUCCUGCGUCUCCGUCUUCCACAAAUUCGUCGUGAUCGCAGCGACACGUGACAUGGCCCGCAAGGUCUUCAACAGCCCCAUGUACGUCAAGCCGUGCGUGGUUGAUGUGGCCCACAAACUGCUUCGACCGGACAACUGGGUCUUCUUGGACGGAAAGGAGCACGUCGAAUACCGCAAGGGUCUCAAUGGCCUGUUCACUCGCAACGCCCUCGAGACAUACCUUCCUGGUCAGCAAGAGGUGUACGCAGAAUACUUCGAGGAUUGGCUUCGCGAGAGUGAGGCAGCGGGCAGCAGCCCAAAGCCAUGGGUCUACAACAUCCGCGAGCUGAUCACGGCAGUGUCGUGCCGCACCUUCGUUGGGCACUACAUGUCGCGCGAGCAGGUCAAGAAGAUUGCUGAGGACUACUACUACAUUACAGCUGCGCUCGAACUGGUCAACUUCCCAAUCAUCGUUCCUUUCACGAAGACCUGGUAUGGUAAGAAGGCGGCAGAUCAAGUGUUGGAUGUGUUCUCGAACUGCGCUGCAAAAUCGAGGGUCAGGAUGAGGCAAAAGGGAGUCGAGCCAGAGUGCAUCAUGGACCGCUGGAUUGUGCAGAUGAUCGAAUCGGACAAAUACCGCGAGCGCAUUGCUAAGGGAGAAAAGGUACCGGACGAGGAGAAGCCAGCAAUGCUGCUGAGGAACUUCUCGGACAUCGAGAUCAGCAUGACCGUCUUCACGUUCUUGUUCGCUUCGCAGGAUGCUACUUCGAGUGCUGCUUCGUGGUUGCUGCAAAUUGUGGCCGACAACCCAGAGAUUAUGCGCAAGGUGCGAGAGGAGGGUGACAAGUUCCGUCCAGAUCACAACCAGGAUGUUGCUCUGGACGUGCUUGAGAAGAUGCAAUACACCCGUUCAGUCGUCAAGGAGACCCUCCGAUACCGCCCACCAGUGCUUAUGGUGCCAUACCUCGUCAAGAAAGACUUCCCAAUUCCAGAAUCCAACUACGUCGCCAAGAAGGGCACCAUGAUCGUGCCAUCAACAUGGCUCUCCCUCCACGACCCUGAAGCAUACGAGAACCCAGACAACUUCGUUCCCGAGCGAUGGACAACCGGCAACGCAGAAGAGCAAGGCAAGAACUGGCUGGUGUUCGGCACCGGACCACAUUACUGCUUGGGACAGACAUACGCAAUACUUAACCUCAUGCUGCUACUGCACAAGAUGAGCGCAUCAUAUGACUGGAAGCACAAAGUCACAAACAAGAGCGAGGAGAUCAAAGUCUUUGCGACCAUCUUCCCGAUGGAUGAUCUGCAGCUAUCUUUCUCGCGGAGAGCUGGGCAUACAUAG